Molecule: messenger RNA, 710 nt
Organism: Bacillus rossius redtenbacheri
Lineage: Eukaryota; Metazoa; Arthropoda; Insecta; Phasmatodea; Bacillidae
Product: small ribosomal subunit protein uS11A
Exons: 4
Coding region: 203-658 (151 amino acids)
Biological process (GO): translation; ribosomal small subunit assembly
Cellular component (GO): cytosolic small ribosomal subunit; ribosome
Molecular function (GO): structural constituent of ribosome
Source: RefSeq, a predicted model, not a curated record
GUGCCAUAAGGUAAUUGUAAAAUAUACACUCGAUUUAUUAAUAAUUCUUGUUAUGAGGUUUUUUAUUUACAACUACAUACUUGAAUUGUUAGAUUAAAUUAUUUUGCCAAGUGUCAACUGAUUAUUGCUAAUUUUUUCCAAUGUGUAUAAUACGAUGAUUUCCGAUUAAUCACCUGGUCUUCCAUUGAGUUGCAUUUCGAACAUGGCUCCAAGAAAGGGGAAAGUUCAGCAAGAACAAGUGCAAGUUUCUCUUGGACCUCAAGUUCGUGAAGGAGAAAUAGUUUUUGGAGUGGCACAUAUAUUUGCAAGUUUUAAUGAUACCUUUGUUCAUGUCACAGAUUUAUCAGGAAGGGAAACGAUUGCGAGGGUGACGGGAGGUAUGAAGGUGAAGGCUGACAGGGACGAGGCGUCGCCGUACGCUGCCAUGUUGGCAGCCCAGGACGUGGCGGAGAAGUGCAAGUCGCUGGGCAUCACGGCGCUGCACAUCAAGCUGAGGGCCACCGGCGGGAACAAGACCAAGACGCCGGGGCCCGGGGCCCAGUCGGCCCUGCGGGCGCUCGCCCGCUCCAGCAUGAAGAUCGGCCGCAUCGAGGACGUCACGCCCAUCCCCUCCGACUCCACGCGCAGGAAGGGCGGCCGUCGCGGCCGCAGGCUGUAGACCCGCCUCUUUGUUUCGUUCAAUAAAUAAAACUAAAAUUGUAAGACGACAA